CGAACAAUUUCACCGAAAGAAUAUAAGAAAACCUGAAACGACUCCACUGAUAUUAAAUCGACAGUAGUAAAUUAUUUCCAAUUGGUGUAUACAAGUUAAAAUGGAUUCUGCUGAGACGUCACUAGAAGAGAUAGUGGAUAGUUUUAUCAUUUUUAUGGAUAAACUAACAUGUCCCAUAUGUUCAUUACGCCUCACAGCUUUUCCCAUAUACGUACGCAUGGACGGAGGUGUAGCAGUGUGUGGACGCUGCCCAUUACCAAAUCCGACAGAGUACCUGCGAGACAAACCAUAUGAGCAAAUUAUAAAAAUGUUACAAUUCCCAUGCCGAUAUAAAGAUGGUGGUUGCAAGGAGUUGUUUAAACCUUCCGUGAUGACAAGGCAUGAGCGCAGAUGCCCCCAUCGUGUAAUAAACUGUCCCGCAAGUGAAUUGUUACACUGUGAAUGGAACGGUCGGUCCCUAGACUUAAAGCGUCAUUACCAAAACAGUCAUCCUCUGGCUAUAUUAUCAGACAGAAAAUAUGAAUUGGAUUUUACAAAGAAUUUUUCCGAUAUAUACCUAAUGCCGUUUGAAACUGAGAUUUUUUUGCUUCGCUCGCAAAUGAAUAACAUCAACCAAAUAUAUAACUGUUCUGUGGAACAUGUACCUACCAGAUAUUCCGCACCGUUUUACAAAUAUUCUGUUACAAUUGAAACAGAUAAUCCCGAUGACUUUCGGGUAUAUUCUGCUCGUCACACUGACUCUCAGUUGCUAGAGUUGAAAUGCAUUUCGAGUGCUGAACUAGAGGAAGACCUUCCCAAUGCCAAAGAGUUUAUAGCUCACUUUCAAAUUUACGAAGGCAUCGUGGAAGAUAAACAAUUUGAUUAUCCGAACGAUGUUACAGAAGAAAUGAAAAAUGAACUUAUAGAUUGGGCGAAACUUGACGGGGUCAAAUGUCAAUCUUGCUACGGAUAUUUGAUAAAUCCGAUACAAGAAUGUCCAAAUAAUCAUAUUCUGUGCUUGAAAUGUGGUGAACAGUCAAAAUGUAAUUUAUGCCAAAUGGACCUGGAGCCGAGUAAAAAUACCGCCUUCGUAGGGCUGAUUGAUACUCUAACGUACCCCUGUACAUACCGUGAUGAAGGCUGCAUGAUGGUUCUGAAAUCUAUUUACAUUCAAGAGCACGAAUCUAGUUGCAGAUUUGCGUAUUUCGAAUGUCCCCUAAGGGAGGAACAAAAAUGUGAAGUAAAAUGCCGAUUAUAUGAAACCGAUAGGCACAUUACAUUUAACCAUUCCAAUAACAUGCUAACCGGUAAAAUUGUCGAAAUAGAUCUUCAACAAAACCCUUUACCAUUCAAGAAACAUUUCCUGAUUAUUCAUGAUGGCAUGGUGUUCAAAUUGAUCUUCAAACAUGAAAAAGAAACGUUAAUGUGGUCAACAGUUAUCGUCGGAUCAGAUUUAGAUGCCAAAAAGUAUAAUUUUGAAAUAGAAAUGAUCGAUAAGGCCGGCAGGGAUAUAGGGAUCCUUUCCCGAGCAGGAUGCACACCAAUUUUGGAAAAGGAAACAUGUUUUGCCAUGCGAAAUAGAUGCGUGCUCUUUUUAUCUGACCUCAUGGGUGUUUUUAUUAAGGAGAAUAAGUUGAGGUUCCAUGUGAAGAUUAUAUCAGCUGGGAACUACUACGAUGAACGGGAAUAGCGCAAUGGUUUAGUUAUUUAUUUUUGUCAUUAGUAAUUUGUUCUGUUCUAACUGCUACCUAUUUCAACACAUUAACUACACAGGGUAGCACAAAUUUAUUAUUCUAUUAAAUAUUUUAUUCAUAAUUUUAAUUGUUAAUGCAGGUGAAAUUUUUUGGUUGCGUGGUCGUUGCACGACUAUUUAUAUUUAUGCUCCAAAAUUCCACCACCUUAAGUUACUGUGUUGUGUCUGUUAUUUUUCAAAUGCAAUUUUCGAUACCGUAUUGUCUUAUUCACUUGUUGAUGCUUCUUAUAUAUUAUUAUGUCAAUAUUUGUUUUAUUUACUAUUGUUGUCAAGCAUCUAAAGAGUUUCUAUCCAAUGGCAAAUUACAUUAUUACUUCUUUUC
This is a messenger RNA of Dendroctonus ponderosae (mountain pine beetle), 2054 nucleotides long. RefSeq lists its product as uncharacterized. The record is from RefSeq and is a predicted model, not a curated record. Gene Ontology annotation, molecular function: zinc ion binding; ubiquitin conjugating enzyme binding; ubiquitin protein ligase activity. NCBI's taxonomy places the organism in Eukaryota, Metazoa, Arthropoda, Insecta, Coleoptera, Curculionidae. Gene Ontology annotation, cellular component: cytoplasm. The coding region runs from base 101 to 1669 and encodes 522 amino acids. The transcript is spliced from 3 exons. Gene Ontology annotation, biological process: multicellular organism development; proteasome-mediated ubiquitin-dependent protein catabolic process.